GCAGGAAAGUCUGGAACUGAGAACCAAAAAGAACCCCCAAUUAAACAGGGGAGGGAGAGGAGCAGGAGCAGCAACGAGAUGGGUGAUGGCGAGGCAUCGUCCGGCGCCGGCGGGCAGCCGCUAAGUCCAGCGGCUCGGCUGUUUCACUCGCCGCGCAUCAACUGUUACAUCAUCGCCAUCAUGGGAUGCAAGACAAGAAUCAAUCCCGAUGUUGUCAAAGCCGGUUUGGAGCAGACUUUGCUUAAGCAUCCUCGGUUCUCCAGCAAGCUGGCUGUUGAGCGAGGGAAGAAAAAAUGGAGACGGACCACUGUGAAUUUAGAGGAUCAUGUAAUCAUUCCGGAUUUGGAUCCAAAAGUAGAUUUUCCAGACCAAUUUCUUGAAGAUUACGUAUCAAAUCUUACCAGAAACCCAAUGGACCUCUCCAAACCAUUGUGGGAACUCCACCUUCUCAACAUGAAAACCUCAGAUGCAGAGGCUGUCGGAGUCUUUAGGAUCCACCACUCAAUGGGUGACGGCGCAUCUCUGGUUUCUCUUCUCCUAGCUUGCACACGAAAAACCUUGGACCCGGAGGCAGUACCUAGUACUGUUCUGGUUAAAAAAAGAGCAGGUUCAAGUUCAACUAAUUCCGGCGGAUUUUGGUGGUUGUUUAUUGCAGUUUGGUCGGGGUUGAGGUUGAUUUGGAACAGUUUGGUGGAUAUGUUGGUGUUUGUGGCAACCAUUGUCUUCUUGAAAGAUACGAAAACUCCGAUCAAAGGUUCACCGGGGGUUGAGCUGAAUACCAAAAAGUUUGUCCAUCGGACGGUCAGCUUGGAUGACAUAAAGCUCGUUAAGAACGCACUCAACAUGACCAUAAACGAUGUUAUUCUGGGAGUAACUCAAGCUGGCCUCUCACAAUAUCUCAACCGUAGAUACGGUGAGGGUAACAAAGACGUAGAAGCAAAGCAGGGGAAAAGUAACAUUCCAAAAAAUAUCCGCCUUAGGACAGCCAUUCUCGUCAAUCUAAGACCAACUGCAGGAAUCCAGGAUUUGGCUGAUAUGAUGGCUAAGGGAUCGAAGUGUAGGUGGGGCAAUCUGAUUGGAUAUAUCCUCCUCCCCUUCACCAUUGCUUUACAGGACGACCCAUUGGAUUAUGUUCGGCAAGCUAAGGCCACCAUUGAUAGAAAAAAGCUUUCACUCGAAGCAAUACUCACAUUUGUGUGUGCUGAGUUAGUACUUAGAAUAUUUGGAGUUAAGGUUGCUGCUGCUAUAACGCAUAGAAUUCUCUUCAACACUACAUUGGCCGUCUCCAGCUUGAUUGGUCCGCUUGAAGAAAUUAGCUUUUAUGGCCAUCCAAUGGCUUACCUUGCUCCAAGUGUUUAUGGGCACCCGCAAGCACUGACUAUCCAUUUCCAACAUUACUCUGAAAAAAUGACCAUUGCUCUGGCAGUCGACCCAAAUGUGAUCCCUGAUCCUCACCAGCUCUGCGAUGAUCUACAGGAAUCCCUGAAACUCAUCAAAGAUGCAGUUCUAAAAGAGGGACUCAUCAAGGAUGUUGUCUGAGCAGACAAUGAUCAGUUAGGAAUAUUCUUAAUUUGUCAACAAAUGUAAUUGAGGUUUCAGUAACA
Molecule: messenger RNA, 1604 nt
Organism: Corylus avellana
Lineage: Eukaryota; Viridiplantae; Streptophyta; Magnoliopsida; Fagales; Betulaceae
Product: wax ester synthase/diacylglycerol acyltransferase 11-like
Biological process (GO): triglyceride biosynthetic process
Cellular component (GO): plasma membrane
Molecular function (GO): diacylglycerol O-acyltransferase activity
Source: RefSeq, a predicted model, not a curated record